GAACAGGCAGUCCUUUGUGUGUCAGAAACAUGCGAGUUAACGGAGUGUGUGUCGUGCUGACUGCGUGUGGACAACAAGUGUGUGUCGUUGUGUGAACAUGUGUAAAGUCCACAUGCUGAGAGCCUUGGUGAAGCAGCGACUCACUGCGGCUGCGCAAGAGAUAUUUGAGCUGUUUGAAAGAGCGAUAGCAGAGUACGAGGAGGAACUGUGUGCUUCUAGAGAGGAGAACGAGCGACACCGGGAACUACUGGACGCUGUGCUCAACCCUCAGCUGCGGCUCCACAGAGCAGACGUUCAGUUGGUGGUUAAAGAAGAGGUUUCCCCCGAGCAGCGGGACUGGAGUCCCAGUGUGAACCAGGAGGACCCAGAACCCCCACAGAUUAAAGAGGACCAGGAGGACCCAGAACCCCCACAGAUUAAAGAGGACCAGGAGGACCCAGAACCCCCACAGAUUAAAGAGGAACAGGAAGACCUCUGGACCAAUCAGGAGCGAGAGCAGCUUGAAGGUUUGGAGGAGGCUGGUACCAGGUUCUCAUUCUCUCCUGUGAAGAGUGAAGAUGAUGAAGAGGAAGCUCAGUCCUCUCAUCUUCAUCAAAGACUAACUGAACACAUGGAAACAGAAGCUGAUGAAGAGGACUACAGAGGACCAGAACCAGACUGGAAGUCAGGAUCAGAACCAGACUGGAAGUCAGGACUGGAAUCUGACAGGAAGUCAGGACCAGAACCAGACAGGAACCUAUAUUUAGAACCAGAUCCUGAUAAGAAGCUUGGAGACUCCUCUGAACCUGAGGACUGGAAGGAGACCAGAGACCCGCAGUCAGGGUUAAACUCUCUGAAUAACAAUGAAGUGUCAGUCAGUGAUUCGAGAGCUGGUGUGAAACCAUUUGGCUGCUCUCACUGUGGGAAGAGAUUUGGAGCUAAGGCUGAUCUGAAGAGACACACGAGGACUCACACAGGAGAGAAACCAUUUGGCUGCUCAAUCUGUCACAAAGCUUUCUCUCAGAGUGGAGAUUUACAGAAACAUGUGAGAAUCCACACGGGAGAGAAACCGUUCGGCUGCUCUGUGUGUGGGAAAGCGUUCAGUGAUGGGGGGAAUCUGAGGGGACACAUGAGGACUCACACAGGAGAGAAACCGUUCAGCUGCUCCGAGUGUGAGAAAUCAUUUUCGCGCAGUGACAGUUUACAGAAACACAUGAGAGUCCACACAGGAGAGAAACCGUUAAGCUGCUCUGAGUGUGGGAAACAAUUUGGAUUAAAUGGAACUCUGACAAGACACAUGAAAACCCACAUCGGAGAGAAAAUAUUCAGUUGCUCAUUUUGUGAUAAAAUAUUUUUGUGCAAGGAAGAUAUGAAGAGACACAUGACAACACAUACAGGGGAGAAACCCUACAGCAACUAAAGUAAUCAACGUGUUGGACGUCCUCACAGCGUCUCACACGGAGGACAGAACCUGAGGAAACGCCUCCGAGGAGCAUCACCAUGGACUCGAUGAAACUGUUGCACACAAAAGACUAUUUUACAAUUUAUUGAUGAGAUGACAUCAGCUCAAGGUAACUAAGACUUACCAGUAGAAAGGUUCCUGUGGCUUUAAAGGUCCAGGACUCUGGUGAUGCUUCAUGAACAGAGACGAGGCUGUAGCUAAUUAAAGUUGUCCAAGAGGGUCUUCUUCUUAUUAUAGAUAUUUUAGUUUCUGUCUCAAACGGUAUUUGCUAUUUAAUCUGCUUAAUCUAUUUAUAUUUUGGGGCGGCUUUAGCUCAGUGGGGUAAGAGGGCCGUCCUGCAACCCCAAGGUUGUGGGUUCGAUCCCCGCUCUCCCCAUUAGUUGCAAGUCGAAGUGUCCUUGAGCAAGGCACUGAACCCCCAGUUGCUUCCCGGGCGCAUCACUGCAGCCCACUGCUCCUUAAUAACUAAGGAUGGGUUAAAUGCAGAGAACUAAUUUCCCCUUGGGGAUUAAUAAAAGUGUAUAUUCUUAUUCUUCUUAUUUCAAAGAAGCACUUUUGCAUUCCGAUGAAUAAUUAACAGAGGUGCAUUCAGGCUCUGCUCAGUGAACAUGAGUACUGAAGGUAGAUGAUAAUGUUCUUAUGGUGCGUUCAGGCUCUGCUCAGUGAAGAUGAGUACUGAAGGGAGAUGAUAAUGUUUCUAUUUUGUGUUAAUCUGAACAAUAAAAACAUGAAUCUGG
Pseudoliparis swirei is the source of this 2178-nucleotide messenger RNA. RefSeq names its product zinc finger protein 79-like. The transcript is spliced from 2 exons. Bases 98 to 1399 code for a protein of 433 amino acids. Lineage: Eukaryota; Metazoa; Chordata; Actinopteri; Perciformes; Liparidae. Gene Ontology annotation, cellular component: nucleus. The record is from RefSeq and is a predicted model, not a curated record.